This is a messenger RNA of Rhinichthys klamathensis goyatoka, 1870 nucleotides long. RefSeq names its product ethanolamine-phosphate phospho-lyase (gene etnppl). The record is from RefSeq and is a predicted model, not a curated record. The transcript has 13 exons. Gene Ontology annotation, molecular function: pyridoxal phosphate binding; transaminase activity; ethanolamine-phosphate phospho-lyase activity. NCBI's taxonomy places the organism in Eukaryota, Metazoa, Chordata, Actinopteri, Cypriniformes, Leuciscidae. Bases 83 to 1594 code for a protein of 503 amino acids. Gene Ontology annotation, cellular component: mitochondrion.
ACAUCAAUGGAGUUGACAGUGCUGUACUCAUUCUACCUCCAGCAGCAGUCACACGAGUUUGUGAGCUCCUACAAGCACAGAAAUGGCAACGACAACUUUCGAUAAGCAGAAGACUAUCGAUCUCAGACGGAAACAUGUAGGUCCAUCCUGCAAAGUGUUCUUCAGUCAUGACCCUAUCAAGAUUGUGCGAGCAAGGGGCCAGUACAUGUACAACGAAAAAGAUGAGAAAUACCUGGAUUGCAUAAACAACGUAGCACAUGUGGGUCAUUGCCACCCAGAUGUGGUUGAGGCAGGAACAAAGCAAAUGGAGCUUCUCAACACCAACUCUCGCUUCCUACAUGACAAUCUGGUCUUGUAUGCUCAGCGUCUCCAAGCCACCCUUCCUGAAAAGCUCUCUGUGUGCUACUUUGUCAACUCAGGGUCCGAGGCAAAUGAUCUGGCCCUGAGGUUGGCCUGGCAGUAUACCGGCAGCAAAGACAUCAUCACACUGGAGAAUGCCUACCAUGGUCAUGUGUCAUCGCUCAUUGAUAUCAGUCCAUAUAAGUUUCAUCAGAUGACUGGUGCAGAGACGAGCCAGCAUGUGCAUGUGGCUCUCAGUCCAGACAUUUAUAGAGGCAAAUACCGUGAGGACCACCCAGACCCUGCCACUGCCUAUGCUGAAAAUGUCAAAGACGUAAUCGAACAGGCCCAUGAAAAGGGACAUAAGAUUGCCGCUUUUAUCGCUGAGUCCCUGCAGAGUUGCGGAGGGCAGGUCAUUCCUCCAGUGGGCUACUUCCAGAAAGUGGCACAGCAUGUGAGAAAUGCAGGAGGCAUUUUCAUUGCUGAUGAGGUCCAGGUGGGCUUUGGCAGGGUGGGCACCCACUUUUGGGCCUUCCAGCUACAGGGAGAAGAUUUUGUACCAGAUAUUGUUACAAUGGGCAAACCUAUUGGAAAUGGUCAUCCAAUGUCAUGUGUGAUUACCACUAGAGAGGUUGCUGAAAGCUUCAUGUCAUCUGGAAUGGAGUACUUCAACACAUUUGGCGGUAACCCAGUAUCAUGUGCUAUUGGAUUGGCGGUGCUAGAUGUAAUUGAGAAGGAAGAUCUCCAAGGCAAUGCCCUGCAUGUCGGAGGUUACCUGACUCAGCUUUUGGAUGAUCUGAAGAAAAGACACCCCUUAGUGGGUGACGUGAGGGGCCGUGGCCUGUUUGUUGGUUUGGAGCUGGUAAGAAACCGGGAUAAGAGAACACCGGCCACAGCUGAAGCUCAGGAUGUUAUUUACAGACUAAAAGAGCAGCGGAUUCUGCUCAGUGCUGAUGGCCCACACCGCAACGUUCUGAAGUUCAAGCCUCCUAUGUGCUUUACUAGAGAAGAUGCUGAACUUGCCGUGGAGAAGAUUGACCAAAUUCUGACAGACUUAGAAAGGGCUUUGGGCCUUCACAUGCAUGAGGCAGUAAUCUCUGAGAAUGGACACAGUAAGAGAAAGGUAAACUUGCAGGUUACCUGUAAGGAACCCAGUGAUGAAAAUGGCCUGGUUCAUGCUUCAAAUGACAGCAGCCACAAGCACGCCAGCACAAUACCUCACAGCAAAAACAACAACAAGAGACUAAGAACCUAAUGAAACAUCAGGGGAAACAACUGCUUUAAAUGACUUUUUAAUUAUGUCUGUAACAUUUUCCAUGUUUUAAUGGAUCUACAAUUACUCUGUAUGAAUAUGAAAUUGCCAUAUAUUUUAGUGGUGCCAUUCAGAACUGUAAAAUAUUACCUCUCAGUGAAAUAAAACUAUCCAAUACGAUAAUGAUGUUAGAAUGAUAUUAGCUUUCACACACAGAAAGCUAUAAAGGACUAAAAAGGAACAAAAGAGUGAUAAGAAGCUGAUAAAUCAUUAUAUGUA